Messenger RNA from Anopheles stephensi (Asian malaria mosquito), 7775 nucleotides. It is a transcript of the gene aux, whose product is annotated as cyclin-G-associated kinase. Gene Ontology annotation, cellular component: cytoplasm. Gene Ontology annotation, molecular function: protein serine/threonine kinase activity; AP-2 adaptor complex binding; ATP binding. Gene Ontology annotation, biological process: protein phosphorylation; regulation of clathrin-dependent endocytosis; positive regulation of Notch signaling pathway. The coding region runs from base 411 to 4292 and encodes 1293 amino acids. The transcript has 5 exons. The record is from RefSeq and is a predicted model, not a curated record. Lineage: Eukaryota; Metazoa; Arthropoda; Insecta; Diptera; Culicidae.
GAACUCCUGCGCGAAUAAACAUACUCUCCUCGCAAUUGAUGUCGAACGCAUGGGAGUAGUCGACCCACGCGUACAAACGUCGUUUGUUGACAGCGUGGUGAAAAUGGUGUUUGACAGUGCGUACAACACCGAGCGAAAGAGACGGAAGCCCAAUACAAGCGCAAGUGGGUGACUUUUCGUGGCUCGUCGUCGUCGUUGUGCGAUUAUCGGGAAGAAAGAAGCAAGAACUCCGUUCGUUCUAUGAAAGGGGGUGUCUCGCGAUUAGGAUCGACUAGCCCAGUUCAGUUGACACACGCAGGAAAACGCAACGAAACUGAAAAACGGAAACAGCUUUAGGGUCACGGAGAGGGCACCAACGUUGAUAAAAGUGCGGGCAAACAUCGCGCAGUGCGAGCGAACUCGGGGACAAGAUGAGUGAUUUCUUGAAAUCGGCCAUAAACUAUUUCAAUGCGACACCCUCGAAUGGAUUGGACAACGAUUUCGUGGGCCAGGCGGUGGAGGUGGCUAACGUGAAGCUGCGUAUCAAACGCGUUAUAGCGGAAGGUGGAUUUGCUUACGUGUACGUGGCACAGGACGUGCAAUCCAACACGGAGUACGCACUGAAGCGGCUGCUCGGCACGGACAAGGAGGAGUGCAAUAACAUAAUACGCGAGAUCAACUUCCACAAGCAGGUGUCUGGCCACCCGAAUAUUGUAAAAUUCGUGGCCGCCACCUUCAUCGAUCGACCACAAAGCACCAACUCGCAGCGCCGGGCGGAAUAUCUGCUGGUGUCGGAGCUUUGCAAAGGCGGCUCGCUGUACGACUGUCUCGAGCAGGAUCUCGCGCCGGAAACGGUGCUGCGGGUGUUUUACCAGGCCACCAAAGCCGUUGCCCAUCUACACAGCCAACCGAAACCCAUCAAUCAUCGGGAUAUAAAGAUUGAAAACUUUCUUAUUGGAAGCGAUGGAUUGUUGAAGCUGUGCGAUUUUGGAUCGGCAUCCACGGAUAGCUACGCACCGGACGUAACAUGGAACGCGCAGCAGCGCGAUACGCUGGAAGAUGCACUAACACGGUGCACGACUCCGAUGUACCGGGCACCGGAGCAGCUCGAUACCUGGGCCAACCAUCCGAUCGGUAUCAAGAUGGACGUUUGGGCGCUCGGAUGUAUUUUGUACUGUCUUUGCUACCGCAAGCAUCCGUUCGAGGAUUCGGCCAAACUGCGUAUUAUAAACGCCAACUAUACCAUUCCAGCGACUGAUUCGCGGUACGCAUGCUUCAAUGAAGUGAUCCGUGGAUGUUUGCAAAUCGAUCCGAAUCAACGGUUCGAUACGGCCAUGAUACUGGAACGGUUGGCUGCCGUCGCGGAGACGAAGGGAUGGCCAUUGAAGGCCCCGCUAGGAUUACUGGGCAAACCACUGAAUUCGCCCCUCACGGGCAUGACACCGGCACCCAGCCCGAGUCACAAUCGACCGAAUGGUGGUGUAGUACCGGAACGGCCUGCACCACCCCGACCCGUUUGUCCGCCGGGCGGUCCCGUACCGGUGUCUAGCGACGGUACGCUUCGAAACAAGUACCCCCAGCGUCCUCCUGAUCCGGUGCGUAUGGCACCUCCGGUGCAGGCUGGACCAUCGCCAUAUCCAACGCCUCACACGCAACAGUUUAGUCAACCGGUCCCGCCAGCGAUAGGUGGCGGUGGUGGUGGCGGUCUAUUCUCCUCGAUAAAGGGCGGUGCGGGAAGCUUUUUGAAAAAUCUGAAAGACACCUCGUCGAAGGUGAUGCAAACAGUGCAGCAGAGCAUUGCCCGCACAGACCUUGACAUGAGCUACAUUACGCAGCGGAUCAUAGUGAUGCCGUGUCCGUCGGAGGGCAUCGAGUCGACGUACCGCACGAACAACAUCGAGGACGUAAAGCUGUUCCUGGACAGUCGCUACCAACCCACGAAACUGAGCGUAUACAAUCUGGUCGGUCGGAACAGUUGUCCCCGGAUGCCACCCCCCGUCCGGACGGUUGAUGCCGGCUUUAUUUACGCUCCCGUUCCGCCGCAAAGUGGCAAAGCUCCGGUACUGACCGGAUUGUACUCGCUCGUGGAAGAUAUCUACGGGUUUCUGAGUGCCGAUCCGAAAACGAUCGUCAUCAUCCAGAGCCCUGACUGUGGUCGUGCGCUGGCAGCGACCGUUGUGUGUGCUUUAUUGAUCUAUGCCUCGCUGGUAACGGAACCGGAAGAUGCGAUGCAAAUGUUUGCUAUCAAACGAACGCCACCCAGUUUGCGCGCCUCGGAGCUUCGGUACCUUUACUAUUUGGGAGACAUUGUCCGGUCGGUACCGCACCUGCCACACUACAAGCCGGUAACGCUAGUAUCUCUCGCAGUGACACCCGUACCCCGCAUGACAAAGGCACGCGACGGCUGCCGAAUGUAUGUGGAGGUAGCAACGGCCGAUCGUACGGUAUUCUGUACGCUGCAGGACUACGAACGGAUGCGCCUGUAUCAUACAUCGGAGGGAAAAAUUGCACUCGCAAUGAAUGUCACCGUGUGCGGUGAUGUUACGAUCAGCUUGUACCAUGCCCGGAACGCACUCGGUGGCAUAGGACGACCGCAGGGCAUUAAGAUAUGCCAGCUACAGUUUCACACCGGCUUCAUACCCGAGGAGGAAACGUUGAUCAAUUACGAUCGGUCGGAGUUGGACGAGGUGCCAGAUGUGGAGCAUGUGCCGCAAAAGUUCAGCGUUGCUCUGAGCGUUUUCGUGGGGGACUCGGAACGUCCGCCAUCUGCCAGUCCGCCCUGGAAUACGCCGAAAGCUUCGCGCGAUCCUCGCACCCUUUUCGCUUCUCAGCUGGAGUAUGAAGAGAACGUCGACAACUUUGUCACAAAACCCAGCAGUAAGGGAAGCGGAGAUUCGGCUGCACCACAUAAACCUCCGCCGCCACGACCGGCACCACCGUCACCACAACCAGCGCACCGAGUGUUGGGUGAUGAUGUGUCGCGAAUGACAGCGUCCGGUACUCCACCAACUGGAACCGGGAUGGAGGAGCGAGAAGCCGAUCUUUUAAAUCUAAACAAAUCUAGUCAAGCAAGGCAGCCGCAGGAAGAUGCACAGCCGGUUCCGCGGAUCGAAGAAACGUACGAUCUUCUCGGUGGACUUUCACCGCCGGUCGUUACUGGGCAAAGUGGCAGUGAAGCGCACGGGGCUGCUGCUGGCAGAAGCACGACAACGGCCGUACUGGACGAUAUAUUCGGAACGCUUGACGAUGCACCGGUGCCCAGUGGGGGCACCACCCUGCCCACUACCAAAUCGAGCAGUGAUUUAAAUGGCCUCAAUCUUAACUUUGACCACUUUGGUGGUGUAGCGCAGCCAGCAAGUGGUGCCCCUUUCACGAACGGCGCCGGGCAAUCGGACGCGUCUGCAAGCAAUGCAAACAACAGCUUUGGAUUCGAUGCGUUCGCUGGGGUUGCUCCGCAAUCGAUCUACAAUAGCGCUGCUUCGGUGCAACCUACCGCAACGAUUCCACAACAGCAACCACCACCGUCAUCGAAUAGUGCUGCAUCAAAAGAUCCGUUUGCAGAUAUCGGCAAUUUGGCAGCAGGUCUCGGAGGAGGAGGAGGUGCAGGCAGUGGUGCACGCGUUGCCAGCGGUUGGGGUGCUAAACCAGGAACUACACCCAGCCCUCGUUCGACACAGUUCUCCAGCCCGACCCAUCAGUUCAGUGGCGCUAGCACGGCGAACCCGUCGCCGAGGGCACCAUCGACGCCGAACCAUCAGAUGCGCAGCCCGAACGAUCCUAGCCAACCGUCAACGGCGGCCCGUCCCGAUUACAGUCGUUUGCAUUUCGAACCGCCGAAGAAUGGUAGCAAUGGCAAUGCAAAGGACGCAGCGCCGGGUGGUGGUGGUCUCCGUUCGGGGGAUAUUUUUGGCGACAUUCUUGGCCAGCAAGGUUACUCGUUCGGUAGUACCAAAAACCAAGGACCGCGAACGAUGAACGAUAUGCGCAAGGAGGAGCUGGUCAAGGAGAUGGACCCGGAAAGGGUGAAACUGAUGGAAUGGACUGAAGGUAAAAAGAACAAUAUUCGUGCACUACUCUGCACCGUGCAUACUGUGCUGUGGCCUGGCGCUAAGUGGACAAAGUGUGAAAUGCAUCAACUGGUGUCGGCAGCAGAUGUGAAGAAAAUAUACCGCAAAGCGUGUCUCGCCGUACAUCCCGACAAGCACACUGGUACGGAGAAUGAAAGUAUGGCGAAAAUGAUAUUCAUGGAGCUUAACAACGCUUGGACUGAGUUCGAGAGUGACGUGAGCCAACAGAAUCUAUUCUCCAACUAGAGCGCCAACAUGCUCUAACAACGGCCGGGCGUGUGAAUCGAGAGAGGGGUAGGUAAUAAUUUGUUAGAACGUUACUACAAUAGUUUAAUUAUUCCCACACGUUCCCGAACUUUUCGACCGACUGAAGUCGAAGAAUAUCGCAUUCCAUCUGGAAUGGAAAGCGUUUCCGAAGAAAAGAAAAAGAAACAGAAAAAAAACAUCACACGUUAGUCCCGAUUGUUUUACGAGAAAUAUUUUGAGUGUUUAAUGCAUCGAACCUGUAACGUGUGUUCCUUUUGUGUAGUAGAAGCGUACCUCUUUUCUUCCUCACCCUGGGACGGAAUGGAAUCGUUCCCGAUCGGAAAAGACAGUUUCAAAAUAAUAUCAUCAGUAAUAGUAAUUGUAUGGACUCUGGUUAGGGCUUUGCGGGAGGGGUCGGGAAGGCGCGGACAAAGUACUGAAAGGCGCAAAUGCUAGAGUGAAGCUAAUGUGAUAAUUUGUCCUUUUCGUUGAUGUUUUACUUUGAUCGAAAGUGCACUUUUAAACAUCACACCGCGUUGCAUCGUUUAAUUGCUAUGUCACUAUUUAUGGAAGUAUGAUAAGCACCGGCACAUUGCAGAAUAUACAUUCUGGGGCCGGUUGGCGUUCUUUAAGAAUGGAUCGCAUUGGCAGGAAGUGACGUAGUAAAGCAUAGGAUAGAGCAUAAAACAGGAAAGUACCAUUAUUUUAUUACCCCCAUGCCUUUAUGCGGAGGUGGGCAGGGAAAGAGUAUUAUAAACUGUUAAUAUAUUAUAACAUGUAUAGCCAGCCAGAAAUCUGACCCCUUAUCCAAAUAUCGUUUGGCGCUGUAGUGCUCUUGGAAAAGGUAGCAACGUAUCGUAAAACAAUUAAAUAUGUUUUCUUCAGUAAUGUAGUGUUUAACUGCAGGUUUUCUUAAAUUUUAACAGCAUUUUACACAUUUCGGGGGAGUUACAUCUGCUUCCAGCUACAGUCGAAUCGCUCAACGUUUGCUUCGACUCACGAGCUGCCUACUUUGCUACGAGCUUCCGUGAUUCCAUAGUAACGGCAUGCGGCAUCGACCAUAGUGUCCAAGUGAGCGCAUUCGGAGGUGAUGGCGAUUCGACAGUAACUGGAAACAGUUUUAUUUUCUAUGGAUAUGAAUUUAAUUUUCCAAUGCGUCUUUAUCAACACCCCGAUGCGUUUUAUUUCAACCUUUGUGGUUUGAUGUUUUAUUUCAUUUCCUUUUUGUAUUUAUUUCUGUAUAUUGGACAUGUUUUUUUCGUACGCGGUUUUACCUACAUUGCGUUCCAUUGAAAGAAACCAUUUCUAUUUACUCCGGUUCUCCUUAUGAAUUGUUUCCGAUGAUGAUUGUUCAGUUCAGAAAGAAAGACGACAUUACGGAUCAAGCUACUAGCCCUUUAUAUAUACUGGAAAUACUUUUUUCUUAUCAUUCAUUGAAUAAAAAUGCUAAUAAUAACACAACCAAACCUCUAACUCCAACAAAACUGUUGAAAUAAAUUGCCACAACGUUGAAACACGGAGCUCACGGGAAUACAAUUUAUACCCACGGAACUGAAACAUCCUUCCGAGAAAUGGAAAAAUGCUGUUAAUUAUUUGCCACAUGAGCCACAAAAGCUCUUUACACUUGAAUGAUUUACCAUAGAAGAACCCCACGAAGGACGGGAAACAAAAGCAGCAACAUAGUGUUUUAAUGGUAGCAGAACGGUAUACAAACAUAUAUCAAACGAUCAAUUAAACCCAACAAAAACAAAAAAAAAUCUGACCAGCUGACUAGCGAGUGAAGAUUUUUAGAACAAAUGAACUGUAAGGCAAGAAAUAUUUGACGUUUCAGCAGCAAAAGAAUAACAUAUGUAGCAAUUCUACGUGCAGUUACGGUCUAUAUGGAGUGUUACACGGUUAUAUGAGGUUAAAAAACAUACAAGUAACCAGAUUCAGAUGCAUGUUAAUCCAAUAGCACUUAACAAUGGGACUUAGCACACGCACACUGGUCCUUGCGAGUUGCGGUGCGAUAGUAAUGAAUUGUAAUUUAACUGAAACAUUUUAGCAGAUCUGUAUCUGCUGCUACUGCUGCGCUUGCCCACGUUGUUGAUUGUUCGUCACUAUGUGUAUGUGUGUAUAAGUCAGUAACUUAUUCCCCCCCAAAAACAAAAACUCUAGCUAAAAGUGAAAUGUAAUGCGCGUUUCAUUCGGUGUUCAGAUAAGAAUGUACAUUGUGUAGGAUAUGACGGAUAUGGGGUCGUGCCGACAUUGUUCACGCGACAUGGGGCCAUGGGGCACGAAGACGGUCGUUGUGUUGACGAGUGUUGAGAUGUGGCGAAACAGAUGCUUUACAAAACGAAUACUAACUAUCAGCUAAAUAGAAAGGUUUUAGGUUCAUAAUCUAAUGAUAGUAGGAGGAGGAACACAUAGAAGUUUGACAACAAACAAACAAACAGAAGCUUUGCGAUGAUGAUUUCAAUUUGCAAAUGUGGCAAAUAGGCGUUAUUACGUUACGUUAGGCGUACUUUAGUUCAGUUCAGGAUAAUGCAGCGAGAGGCACGAACGACGAGGAGGACGUAAUCAGGCACGUGUGAAUACUACUAGCAAAGGUCAGAUGUGAGGAAGGAUCAAACCUGGCUUAGGCUGAUUUGAUGCGUUAAGGUAAGGUUCGAUUGACUUGUGCUGUGAUGUUACAGGAAAUGCCGGGAAACCUUGUACCAUUCGAGUGUACCGAGUUUAGUUGUGGCUCACGCCUAUAAUGUGUGGAGGAGCGUUAGAUGAUCGAAUCCUUACAAGCGAAACGUUUUGCGUCCUGUGCGAGAUUAUUCAAAGCGAGAGCCGUUGAAUGGGGGAUGCAUUAAUUGAAAACACAAAUUCCUGGAACAGGGGGAACGCGUAUUCGCGUGCAUGUGUGGAAGGAAGUAGUUCACGCUACUGAAUAGUUGGCAAAGCAAUAUAAUGAAACAAAACGGUUAGUAAUACACAAAGGUGUGACACGUGUAAUGUUGUAGAAAGAGAAACGGAGUAAAAUGAGGAGAGGAUGUGGGGCAGUUCAGGGCGAUCGUGCAAUGGAAUUCGUUGCUCAUCGAUCAAUGCGUUCCCAAUCAGUGAUGACUAUUCCUCCUUUGUUUUGUUUAAUUUUUAAAUAAUCACACGAAAUUUAUUUAUUUGUACGAAAAGCUUAAGGCCGGUAGGCGAACGUGGUACAUUCGUUUAUGUAAAAGUUGGUACGUUCCAUAGAUUUAUGCAUAUACUGUUUACGCUCGGUUAAUUUGUAAAGCAAUCGCACGCUGAGUCGACACACACACACACACACAAAAAGAAUUAUGUACUAUGGGGAGGCAACAUAUUUCCAACUAUACAAAUUAUUGUUACGCGAAUAGGAGGCGAAUGCAUGAAAAAGAAAAAAAAUAUUACACCUUCCACUUGUACUCGUAUACACAACCUAUCAGCAAACCCCUUAUAUAUUACAUAAAUACAUAACGUUGAAUGAUAAAGAUGAAA